CAGCGGGCUUGUUUGAAAUGAGGAAGCCAUAAAAAAGCAAAAGUAUCUCUGCUGGUAUUGACAACCGUCAUGUGCGGCUUUGUUGUACUAAAACAGACCUUAUAAUAGCAUUUGGAAACGCGCUACUUUUGGAACAUGUUGUUUCCUAGCACUGACUCAACGAGGAACUUUACCAGGAAGUGCACAUGAAUGGCUAACGCUAGCUGAGUUAGCUUGCAGCGGCGCCGUGUCUUAAAGAUGUACUGCUGCAUUAUUGCGAGUUAAAGCGCACAUCUAAAAGCCACAAUGUCCUCUACAGACAUCCCUCGUAUGUUAGCACUGGAGGAGGAAGUAAGGAGAUUGUCAGAGGACCUGAUGCAAUGUCAGGUCGAUAAAGACUUUGUGUGGUCCCUGUGGAAACGCCUGCAAGUGGCCAAUCCAGACUUGACCCAGGCUGUGAGUUUAGUGGUUGAGCGCGAGAAGCACAAAGCUGAGAUGAAGGACAGGAAGGUGCUGCAGAUCCUCCAAACCAAAGACAACAAGAUACAGGAUCUGGAGGAGCAAGUGUCAGGGCAGCAGCAAGAGAUAAACAAGCUGCUCCAGAGACGGACAGCCACGGACAACGAGGGUUCUUUAAUGAAGAGCAAGCUGGAAGCUGUGUCUCAACAGCUGCUCGGCACGAGCGCGGAACUUCAGGAAUUGAAGAUUCAGUGUAGGAGGAAAGAGGAGGCGGCGCAGCAAGUGGUCCGGGCUCUCGAGGAGGAGAAAGAGGGAUUAACAUCCCGCUGUGUCGCCCUGCAAGCUGACCUGGAGGAGAGAGAGAGGCAGGCCAGUGACCACCAUGACCAGAGGGAGGCUGCCCAGGCCAGAGUCAAGGUUUUGGAGGAAGAAUUGUGCCGAGCCCUGCAGGAGGUAUCCAGGUUGCAGAACUAUAGCAGUACUUUGGCAGCUUGUGUCUCCAUCAAAGAACAGGAGGUGGUAACAAAAGAGGAUCAGCUCCAUAAACUUGUCUGCGAGUUGGCAGAAGUGCAGACGUUGUACAAACAGAGCACAGAGCACGCGGCGGCGCAAAGCCAUCUGAUCAAGCAACUGGAGGGACUUAACCUGGACACGCAGAGAGUGCUGAGGAACCAGGAAGAGGCACAUACUGCUGACAACACCUCCUGUCAGAGGCUGUACAGCAAAUUGAGUCAAUGCUACCAGAACCUAAUGUCAAGUGAGGCCAAGCUGCGCCAGAGCUACCAGGAGCUGAGCAGCCAGCUGGCUCAGAAAGAACAGCAGAUACUGCAACUUCAGGCCCAGCUACAGCAACAUCCACAACAGCAGGAUGAGGAGCAACUUCCACCACAGCCACAGGCCCCGCAGACAGCAAUAUGCACCUCAACCAUCAGACAAACCAACCUGAAAGCAGCAGUACCCGAGGAUGAUGUAGCCACAUCUCGGAGCCUUAAUUAUGAGGUGCCAGAGGACAAGGCCUUGCAGCACAUCUCUCCUGUCAGAAGGCAGCAGGGUGCACCCCUGCAGCGAUCCAGGUCUCUGUCCCCAGCCAGUACUGUCGAGAUUGACCGUGGGAGAAGACAAGGAUCAGAACAAAGGAUUGAAGACCUUGAGGAGUUGCUACAACUGAAAGUGGAGGAGAAUGAAGAACUGAGGAAGGCUCAUGAUCGGCGACGCGAACGCCUGUGUGUGGUUCAGAAAAACUACAAGGCUGUUAAAGACCAGCUAAAGGAGGCAGAGAAAGCAGAUGACAUACCACGUGGAAGGAUGCCGCGUGCAGAGCCAUGGCAGCUCAGACAAGAGGACAGCGAUGCCGUGUGGAACGAGCUAGCCUACUUCAAAAACCUCACCAGGAAACUCACUCUGGAAAAGGCCGGCUUGGACGAGGAACUGGACAUGCUACGAGUCCAGGCUGCAGUAGACCGGGCCACUGUAAAAGAAGUCCACCUACGUCUCACUGAAGAACACCAGGAGCUGCUUGGCAAAGUGGAGGAGCAGCACCGGGUCAGAAGAAGCACUCGGAAAAAGCCCUCUGUUUCUUCAGAGAGAUUGGAAGAGUCGUUUAAAAAGAUUGAGCAGCUGGAGCAGAGGAUGAUGUCCCUGGAGGGGGAGCGGGAGCGGCUGAGGGAAGAGAAACAGCAGCUCCUUGAGGCCAAUGAAGACUUGGCCCAUGACUGCCGCAAACUCCAAGCCUCACUGGAUCACCUGCAAGCCCAGGAAGCUCUCAGCAGACAAGCUUUGGUCCAGGGGGAGCGUCAUCGCGGUGAGAUUGUGGCUCUCGAAGCUCGGCUGGCUGCCUCUCGGAAAGAGUCCUCCAAACUUCAUCGUCAGUUGCUGAGGCUGAGGCAGGAAUUGGGUGUUCUGAGGGCGGCCCGCGACUUCUACAGAAACCGGGUGGCGGGACCGGCACGGCCUGGCGGGACCGCUAACAGCCUUACCGGCAAGUCUAAGUUGAAAACAAUUAAGCUCAGGGGUUCCAGCCACCGAAGCUUCAUCCCCAAUCAAGCCAUCAAAUGGCAAGGCCGCAGCACCAGUCCCUCUAAGGACGAGUGGGAAGACAUCAGCAUUGACAGUGACAGUGAAGAAUACUCGGACAGCCUUGACAGUGCACCCUCAGGGACGACACCUUACAGACGACACAAAAGAAAGUUCGACAGGUGUCAGCUGGCUGCAGAGGCGCAGGUGCUGGCGGCGUCGAGCAGAAAGCAUGCUGAUGUCGGGGAUCAAGGUAGCGCAGACAACAAACGGCACAAGCGCUGGGAACGUGGGACGAGAGGCGAGAAGAGGAGGAAGUGGAUGCUCAUAAAGACCCAUCACGGUGCUGCCUCCUCCUCCUCCCCCCUGCAGCAGCGUGUCGAGUCCCUACAGCGGCACAUCAGUGUACUGCGUCGUGCCAGGAAAGAUGCUGUGCUCUCAGCCCAAGAGUUGCAGAGGGCCAAUGAGAAGAUCACAGGACAGCUCAGCUCCGUCACUGAGAAACUGAGCAGCAGCAAGCAGCUCACACAGAAGCUGACCUCUGAGCUGGCGGGUGUGGAGCAGCAGAAGAAGGUCCUGGAGAUGGAGCUGGAGCAGUGGAGACAGAGCACAUUCCCUCAUCACACGGUGCAAUCGCCAGUAAAUGCAGAGUGCUCCUGCCGGGCCCUGGAGGCGGAGGUCAAACAACUGCAAGCCAAAAUCAGGAGUACAAGUGCGGAGGUCACGAGGCAGGUGGCAGCUAACAAAGCCCUGCGAGGCCAACUGCAGGAGAAGGAGGACAAGCUCCGCCAGCUGCAGGACAAAGCGAGCCACGCCGAGCGAGACGCAGGCAUGAAAAAGCAGCUGGUGGAUGACCUGAAGACCAGGCUGAAGUUUCUGCAAGACAUGGAAAAGAGUUACCGCAGCCAGGUGGAGGAGCUGGAGAAGAAGGUCAAGUCGUUAUCUGAGGAAGCCAUCAACAGAAAGGCCUUCAUUGAGUCGCUAAAGAGGAGACUGACUGUGGCUACCACAGAGAAAAGCCAGCAUGAGGCCUCCUGCACCAAACUAAAGGACGACUUGGAAAAAAAGGAGCAGCGCGUUCAUGCCCUCCAGACUCGCGUGGGAGCCAGCGAGCAGGCCUUGGCCACUCUGGAACACAAUGCCACUGAGCAAAUGGAGAGACUGACCCAGCAGAGCUCCCAAGCUUUGGACGGGCUUCAGAGGCAGCUCAGCCAGGCCUCCUCCCAGCUGGAGCAGCUUCACUCUUUUAUCAAGGCCCUGGCCAGUGAGAUACUUUUAGAGGUGCGCGAGGUCAAGCAGCAGCUGAUGAAGAGGAGGAGGUUGAGGCAGGCCGGCGCCUCAGCCAAAUCCAUGAUCAAAGCCAAGUCCAUCGCUGCCUCCAUCCUCAAUAUGUCGGAGAACGAUCUGGCAGACAUAAUGGACUCUGACCAGGGGACAGAGACUCUUUCAGAUCAGGAUUGGCUGGAUCAUCUACACCACAUCCUCCAGCAAAAGAUCCCCUCUGCCGGCCAGCUAAUGGAAGCUUUGCGCGUGAAGAUGAAGGAGAGGAAAGUGCUGACAGAAGAGCUGGCCACGCUGGCAGCAGCCGCAGCAGUCAGCGAAAAAGCCUGACUCCCCGGGCUGAGGCUGGGAAAACUGUCAUCCUCUUCUUUUUCCUCCACCACCCCCACUCUUUUUCCUGGCCACGACUCGGUGGGAACUCAGCCCGAGCUGUGUAUUUGUGAGAGGGAAGCGCUUCGGACCCACAGCGGGCCGAGCUUUUGUAAUGAGCCCUCGACAUCUGUGUUAGCACCCAGUGUCUGUCAGAGAAAAGGCCUUUUUAGCGCCUUUACUCCCAGUCAAGACCCAGGGUGAUGAGGCUAAUGCUUACGCUAAUCUUUCACUUUUAUUUCCUCUCUCCCUCAAAUAUUUGGUACAUCAAAGACUUUGAGGUACAGGGACUCGACCUAACAAUGCCAAGUCUAUACUUUGACAGUCGUAAUAUUCAAAGACAGCAAGGUUUUGUACACUUUUAGGGGAUUCCGUCCAUCCUAAAUCAUGUACAUUGAUUCAUAAAAGACACCCACACCUUAGACAUUUUUCCUGGACAUUUGGGCUAAAUUGUAUGGCUAUACAAGUCUUUGAUGUGAAAGCAUGCACAGUUGUGGCAAUUAACCACUUAUGCACUAUUGCGGAUCAGAUGCGGUUAUCUGUGUGAAAGAAGCUUAAAGAAAAAACUGCGCUUUUUUUUGGAAUUUUUCUCAUUCGCAAUCCAUAUGUGAAACAUGAACACAUUUAUUUCCCUUUUCUGUGCGUUCUAACGAGAGAAAACGAGUUAGUAUGAGCCAGCUAACAAUGCACGUCAUGAGAGGUACCUAUUUUGAUGCUAAAGCCCUAACAAAAAACCCAUUCCAUUUACAUAACUGACCUGUACAUUAACCAAGCUACAGCGAUAUUAUUGUAGCAUCUAAGACGAAAAACUAUAUUUAUCUGGCGGAGUAACACGACGCCUCGCUCGUCUCAGCGUCACUCACAACGCCUCAAGCCACUGCAACGGGACAGACGGAAGAGUGGAUACUACUGGUUCUCAGUUUCGCUAAGAAAACUCAACAAGAUGCUCGUUUACUGUCAGGAUUUGUUACCUGAGGACUGGAGCACAAGUCUUGUGCUGGAAGACACAGCCAUCCCAAUGAGAGUGGACAUUUUAAAUGCUGUCGCUGUUUAUAUGCUGCUGUUGUUGACGGAAAUACCGUUAGCUUGAUAGGCUACGUCAAAUCAAUGUGCCUAGGAAAGAUGUUUUGGCAAUUUUUUAAAUCAUCAAAAUACGGCAGGAUACUGUAAUUAUGACAUGUUAUCAUCAAUGUACUUGUUAAUGCAUGAUCACAGCAUGUAGUAUCUAAAACCUUGUUAAAGGUUUUUUUUAGAGGGCUUCAUAGUCAAAAUAGGUACCUCCCAUGACGUGCAUUGUUAGCUGGCUCAUAAUAACUUGUUGUCUCUUGUUAGAACGCACAGAAAAGGGAAAGAAAUAUGUGUUGAUUUUUCACAUAAGGAUUGUGGAUGAUGGGCAAAAUUCCCCCAAAAAGUGUAGUUUUCCUUUAAAUUUGUGCAAAAUUGUGUUUACAUUUCAAUUUUAUGCUUACACCAUUUGAAUAAUAAAGCCAUGUUUGUCAUCUUGUCCGAACAGCAUCUUGUGCUGUGUUUUUCUCCUUCAGUUCAAAGGUCAUCUGUGAGGGUGACCGACGACAGCGAGGAUCCGGCACCUGUGUGUUGAUUGACAGCUGACUGGGAGGUGGGAGGCAGGCAUGUGGGUUUGUUAACCCCUGCUGUUGACAUGAUUAACAAGCACACACAGAGAACACAGGUUCCAUCCUUGACACCUUCUUCCUGCCUGUCUUAUUAUUAUUCACUUUGAAUAGGAAGGUGCAACGCACGCUGGUCUCCUCUGUCCUUGAGCUGGCGUCCUACACAGGAGACCACCACCAUCUUUCUCUCCCUCCGUUACCUCCAUCCGAGUGUUUGUUUUCUUUUAGCUAUUCUUUACGUUAUGCAUAAUUAACAGCGCCAAAGAAUCUCUCCGUUAAAGAAUUUAAAAGAAGAAAUAAUUCCACUUUUUAAUCACUCUCCCCUCCCUCUCCUCUCAAGUAUAUGCUAAUGAUGUCGUUUUCCUUUAUCUUUUUAUAAUAAAGGAUUAGGCCGAGGACUGUCUCCGACUGCAUCUCGGGGACCAAUUUAGCAGAGAUCCAGGAGAGACGAGCCCUGGUGGUUAAUUACCAUUCAUUAACAUAGUUUGCAUCUCCUCUGCUCCAAUACCCACGAGCCGGCUAUUGUCAAUAUUUGUCCCAUAUAAAUUCCUGCCUGUUUUUUUUAUUUUACUCCCCUCUUUUUGUCGCUGUCCUCCAGCGUCGCUAAUGACAAACAUUAAUAAUAACUCAGAGCAGUGAAAGCACCAUGCAAAUGAGCAGACUCAGCUUCCUUUUGCGUAGUCAACAUGUUUUUGCGCCGUGCUAUUCCUGUGACAUACUGUAUUCAAAUGUGGGCCCCCUUGGGUUUAAUUAACCUGGCCUUGCCUCCGACACUCCCUCUGUGAAGACGUUAAAACGCACAAAUGUCCCGCUCCAGACAUCUUUUUUUUUUUUUUUUCCUGUGCCGGAAUGGCCUGCCAUUCCCUUUCUUCGCCGUCCUCCAUGUCUUCCGCUCGUCUUUCCUUGUACCGCUCUCAUUAAGAGAGGGGCCUCCGCUGGGAGCGACUUUGAUCACUUCUUCCAAAUGCAAACUUCUCUUCCCUGUUUAUUCAUUCCAACUCUGUGUCAUUUCUCCUCCUCUUAGCCUCGCUGGCUCCGGCUUUCACUUUGGCCACACUUUACAAUGUCCUUUUUUUUCUGCAGUAGAAUGUUCCUGGAGGGCUCGGCCAAGGUCAAGAUCAUGCAUUACCCCUUUUCCACUUCACAGCACCUAUACACAACUCACUCUUGGUAUUUUUCCACCGUCAAAACAAUUUGGCUGAGAAGAUACGUCGUAACAUUUGACAGCUAGAAAUGACAGCAGUUAACACACGCUAACAUUGGCUAUGGAUCCUCCCUUUGGCUACAGUGCCCUCAGUCCAGGACACUCCACAGUCUCCACUUUGCUGCAGUGCUCUGUUUUGUUGCUGGACUUAAUUUCCUCUUGGACAA
Dunckerocampus dactyliophorus (ringed pipefish) is the source of this 7103-nucleotide messenger RNA. RefSeq names its product centlein, centrosomal protein (gene cntln). Gene Ontology annotation, cellular component: centrosome; centriole. Gene Ontology annotation, biological process: protein localization to organelle; centriole-centriole cohesion. The record is from RefSeq and is a predicted model, not a curated record. NCBI's taxonomy places the organism in Eukaryota, Metazoa, Chordata, Actinopteri, Syngnathiformes, Syngnathidae. The coding region runs from base 286 to 4062 and encodes 1258 amino acids. The transcript is spliced from 26 exons.